CGAGUUUUUUUUUUCCGAGUUUUCUUUUUAUAUUAGUUUGUUAUUGUAUAAAAAUUAAUACUCGAUCACAUGUGCUCAUAACAUAGACGAUGCAUGAUACAAUUUAGCUAUAGAUAACGAACUUAUAAUGAUUUGAGAGAGUAUAGUGACCACAUUUGUCACUGUUUUUUUGUUUUUGUUUUCUAGUAUAUAGUGUAUGUAACUGUAAAACGGUGGUCGGUGGGUAUUGGUACCUGUAUUUAAAAGUAAGUAUUGGAAAAUCGUGAUGGGUUUUUGAUUAUUAUUACAGUAGGUACAGUAUUCUGGUUGAAUUAAGAGACAGACGUGUAUCAAGGCAAGUUAUUUAUUUUAUUUUAAUUUUUAUGGCGUGGGAAGUGGGUAAAAAUGAGUAUUUGAAGAAUGAAUUUCCCCUCGUCUACUGCAGCUACCUGUAUGAGAUGUUGCAUCAGUAGCUUUAUUAUACAGCUGUACCGUGUGGUGGUUAGGAUUCCAGACUUGCAACCAAGUGUUUGGGGUUCGAUUCCCGGGUGGGGCACUGCCGUUGGCCCGUAUGUAAAUAGCUUUGGAUAAAGGCAUCUGCUAAAUUAAUAAAUUUUAUUUUAGUUUAUGUGAAUAUAUUAUUUCAGUUCCGUUCCUUUUGUAGUGGUGAGAGUGCCAAUGUUGAGGCUGCUCGACUUCUUCAAGAAGCUGCAAGGAUUUUGAAGAGAGAGUCAGAAAGCACAGCCACUGCUGGCUCAGGAUCACAGACUGGUACUGGGAUGUGUUCACCCAGUUCUUUUAGCGGUUUGUUUAACAACAUGCAAACCUCACUAGCUGAAGUACAACAAGGAAUCCCUGUUUCAGCCAUAUGAUCGGGCAAGGGGGCAAAAGAUGUUCCAGAACACUGGAAAGUGUAAACGGAAAACUACACAUAGUGAAACCUGGACACAUGAUUUCUUUUGCUUAGCAGAGACCAAUGUUCAGACUGUGCCCAAUGGAGAAGACCGCAUUGGUUUACAGAAUUCAAAAUAACAUUUGCAGACAAAAAUUGAGUAUUUUCUGAACUAUGUGAAACUCUGUUUUCACAUUUUCCACAAUUGAAAGGUGCAGGAGGCUUUCAGAUGUUGAGGUCCGUUAAUAAAACCAAACAAUUGGCACCAAUUCCAAUGCCAGCCAGUGGGUACAGUGUGAAAUUUCUGAGAACUGAGAGUGGCCUGAACCAGGCAAUGGCCUAUAUUCAACCACUUCAGAAUAACCUGGAGAGCACUGCGAAGCGUGAGGCUGAAGAGUGUCAAGAGGUGGUCAUGGAGAAGUGCAAAAGGUGUGAAAAAGAUAUCCCUCUGCAAUGCCUUUCAGAACACAUUGAAAACUGUGGAAGACAGCCUGAUGACACUGACUUGGAAGAUGAUGUCGUUAUGGAGAUAUCUGAAGAGACUCAACUAUCUAUGUCAUCACAUGACAACACAUCCCAUGUUCAAAAUUAUUACAACAAGCACCAUGCUUGUAGUGGACUGUACAGAGACUAUGUGGACCUUGUCAGUGAAGACAAUGUAUUUAGUGAUUCUGAAGAAGAGCAGCUGAAUAGAGCUCUAGAGGAAUCGCUAAAGGAAAGCUUGCAUGCAGCUGUUAAUGUGGAAGAUAUCCUACAAUCUCUGAGAGUUGGAAUCAAUGAAGAAGAAGUCAUUCGCUUCAACUUAAACAGAAGAAAUGUGUGGGAUGUUGCUGUAAGAGCCAUGAGGAGGCCAAACUUUUCAACCAACAAAAGAGUUGAUGUGAAAGGAGCAGUGGAUUUGGGAGGGCCAAUGAGGGAGUUUUUCAGACUAGUGCUGCAACAUAUAAGAAACAGCCCUAUGUUUGAUGGCCCAGAAAAUCAACGUACUCUGUCAUGCCAUGCAGAGUGUAAGUGUAUAAAUCAAUUUCAUUUCAUGUGCUGAAAAAUAAAUUAUAAAAAUCCUUUAGUAGAUAUGGUGUGCCAAAUGUUCACAGUAUGUAUUUUUCAAAAGAGAACAGAAGGACGUGUGAUGACAUUAGGUACAAUUGUUUCUCUGGAGCCGCGCAUGAUGCAAAGCAAAUGUAAUUAACCAGCACUAUUUCUGAAAAUUAAAGCGUUUUUCAGAAGCUGCUUUUGUAGAAUGUCGUUUGCAUGACAAACAAAUAUAUUAUACAUAACAAAUGCAAUUACAUGAAAAUGCUGUUAUUAACUACCAUUUCCAUUGAAAUCAUGGGCAUUAUGUUACCCCAUUGCCAACUAUAACAUGCAAUCCUUCAAAGUAACUGUCACAAAGACGGCCAGAGUGGGUGGCGUCAGACCAGAGAGGAAUACACAGACAGAGACGGUGGUGAUGAUGAGCUGAGUGCAAUGGCUGCACUCAGCGUUUAUUAACAAAUAAAAGGGUUGUAAACAGCACAAAACACGGGACACGGCACUUCACGCCAAAAUAAACAGGUAGACAAAACGGACAGACACUAACAAACAGGGACAAACAAACACGGUGAGUGAAAACACUAUUUACUUUAUAUUUACGUUCUUCCUUUCUUAUUAUUUAGUUUCUCCUUCUCCACACUCGUUCUCCACUCACCGAACACCUAACCCCGACUGCAUGCUACGUGUCUCUAUAUAUACUGUUGUGCUGGGAUUCAAUUACUAAUUAAUAAUUCACUUGAAUCCCAGCACGUGAAUUAAUUCUGUGCAACCCCGUGCUCACAUAUUAUAUUUUAAAUGCACGUGCGUGAUGUGCAAUCCCGUGCCUAAAUAUAAUUAUACACUUUUUAAAUACACGUGAAACACAGACCAGUUUAUAUCCCGUGUACCAAUGACUAUACACCAACAUUUACACACGCAACAUACAACACAUAACACAAAUGCACACAGGGGCGGGGCGCUUUGCCACAUAUACCCCCCCUUGUGCGCAGCACACAUGGCCUCAACGGCCACCUCCCCCCUUAAAAAUCCAGCAGUC
Acipenser ruthenus (sterlet) is the source of this 2939-nucleotide messenger RNA. RefSeq lists its product as uncharacterized. The transcript is spliced from 5 exons. Lineage: Eukaryota; Metazoa; Chordata; Actinopteri; Acipenseriformes; Acipenseridae. Gene Ontology annotation, molecular function: ubiquitin-protein transferase activity. The coding region runs from base 1101 to 1913 and encodes 270 amino acids. The record is from RefSeq and is a predicted model, not a curated record.